This is a messenger RNA of Emericellopsis atlantica, 1247 nucleotides long. RefSeq lists its product as uncharacterized. Gene Ontology annotation, molecular function: DNA-binding transcription factor activity, RNA polymerase II-specific; zinc ion binding. The transcript is spliced from 3 exons. Lineage: Eukaryota; Fungi; Ascomycota; Sordariomycetes; Hypocreales; Bionectriaceae. Bases 32 to 1225 code for a protein of 397 amino acids. The record is from RefSeq and is a predicted model, not a curated record. Gene Ontology annotation, biological process: regulation of transcription by RNA polymerase II.
UUCUUGACUGCCACUCCUUCUGCUUGAGGCAAUGGCUGCAAGUCGUGGUAGGGACGACUGCCCUGGCCGCCAACCCUCGCGCCGAUCGCGGUAUGGCUGUCGAAACUGCAAGCUCAGGAAGCUCAAGUGCGACGAAGAAAAACCCCAGUGCAAGAAAUGCUGCUCAUUCGGCGUCCUGUGCAACUUCAUGCCGCAACACGGCGACCUGCAGCCUGUUGCUGCUAGCAAGAAGCCUACCUUGGUGGUCCAACGCAAGGUCCAGCCUCAAUCACCAGUCUCCAGUCCCAUUUGGACAUCUGACGAGACUUAUUCCUAUCUCCUGAGUGCGAAAUGUCAGGACUUCAUCACCCGCUAUCUUGGUCGCAGCCUCAUCACCCCGGAUGACCCUGCCAUGGUCCAAGUCAAUCAUAGGAUGCUGGGACUGGCUUUUACCAACCCAUUCCUGAUGCACGCGUCCCUUGCCGUGGCAUUUGCCCACGAUCGCUACCUAGCAGCCUCAUCACACGGCACCAGCCCACACAACGUGCAAGAAUGCUACCACUGGUCUCAAGGUACCGCCCUCUUGCAAGAGCGUCUAAAAGAGCCCAUUCAACCCCAAGAUAAGGACGCAAUCUGGGGUACUGCCGCUGCGCUCGCCAUGCUCUCCUUCGCCUCUCCCGACGUGGACACGCCGCAAGACUCUUGGCCUCUCCAGUCUUAUGGGCGUUCUGAUCUGGACUGGCUGCGGAUGAACGAGGCAAAGGACUCGCUGUGGCACAUUGUCAACCCCCUCAGACGGGACAGCCUGUUUAGCGUCCUGUCGGCGACGUAUGCCCAGUUGCAUGCGCCUCUGCCGGACAGGGGCGUGGAUGGCAUCCCGCCAGCCUUGGCAGCUCUAUGCUGCCUCACAGAGUCGUCUACUGUGGACACCAAUCCGUAUCUUCAUGCGGCUCAUGCAUUGGCACAUGUCUUACGUCUUCCAGAUAGUGAGGUGACGACGGGCAUGGCACACCCUUUCAUGCGCAGCAUUCGUGAUGCUUUCAAGGAGCUCCUCCUCGCAAGGGACCCCAUUGCGCUCUUGCUGCUGUAUCUCUGGUAUCGCAAGGCGAGUCGGACUAUAUGGUGGAUUGCACUGCGAGCCAGAGUGGAGGCCCCUGCCAUCAGCUCAUAUCUACAGCUACAUCACGGAGGCAAUGCCAUGGUGCAAGCGUUCCUCCCUGGGGGCGCUUUUGCCGAUGGAAUGUGAACUUUCUUUUUUCUAUUCUCAC